CUGUGCCAAAGAAGUCGUUGAGAUCAGCAGUACGCUUGGCUGGAGCAAAUCCAGUACAUCUAAAUUGUAGUGUUUGUGUAACUUAGCUCCAAAGUUAUAUGUAUGCAAGCAUGCCAAAGCAGGCCAUUACCUCUUACUAUUAUAUUAUCAGAUCCAUACAUAUAUCCUGCGUGGUUGCCUUUAUCAGCGGGUUGUAUAGUUUUCGAGACCGGUUUUUUGCAUUCAACAAGCAGCUAAGGAUCUGUUUUGUGGAGAAACACUCAGGAGAACAAGCGGCUUCGUACAGGGUAUUGAUGAAUCAUAUACAAGGAUUUACAGCAAUUUACAGCAAUCUAUGUGAUGCCAUUGGAAUAUUUUCCACCAUUUUCGCGUGGCAGCCAAUGAUGUUCUGUGCGUCACUGAUUGUCACAGUAGUGUUUUCCAUUCUAACCAUUGGACACAUGCUAACCAACCCGGCACCGAUCGUACUAGCCCUUGCUUUGAUUUAUUCAGCAUUAACUAUCUUGUACACUUUGCUCUUCCUGGUGCUUGUCAAACUUGGGAGCGAUCUGAAAAGAGAGUGUACGUUUCUUCCUUAUCCAAUUCGACCGCAGGGCAAGCAAACGGCCGUCCUGGUCCAUAAGGCAAUAAAUCAAUCAUCCAAGACGCCGGCUCUAGUGGAACGGCUUGUACUUUUUUCGCAUCAUCUUCAACAUCAGAGGCCUGUUGUAUCGUGCGGAUUGUUCUGCUUCGACUGGACUUUAGCUCUUUCAAUUAUCUCUGCCCUUGCCACCUACAGUGUCAUACUGAUUCAGUUCGAGCUAGGUGUGCCCAAAUUCUUCAUCAGUGCGAUUUUGCAACAAAAUGGCGACAUGACUACCACAAAUUCACAACCUUAACUGGGCAACAUUGUAAGCCGCUUUUUAUACAAAUACAACUAAAACAAACGCGCAUAUAUUUGAUAACUUUUAUGCUGUUAGCGGCACCCGCUUCGAUCGUGAUGCAUCUUGCCGAACAGGAACGUGACAGCCACUCAGCAUGACCUAACCACGUAGCCUCUGCGCAAAAGGGCACCACAACUACAUCACACCUAAUUACAUCGUCAUCGACACUAUAUAUCAUUAGUUAAGACCUGCUGCCUUACUAUGGACGCUUGCACUAUCCCGAACGAAAAGUGUUGAGCAUCCGUUCCCCACCCCUAAUGCUUGAAACUUUCAUUGGUUUCGUGCUUGUCGAGGCUUGCUGGUUUCACAUUCAUCUCGCGUGCACGAGCAAACUGCAAGCGAAAUCGUUCUGACACUGACCUGCCUUUUUCGCGGUCACCCUUUCCUGUUAUCGUGCUGGGAAAACACGAACCUCUUCUCCGGUUGCAUCAGCAUCUUGAUGAAGGAUAAGAAGGAUGAAGGAUCGUAGGAAUGUUUUUCCCUUCCACUCAUUAUAACUCAUAAAGUGCCAAGUGUGCCGUAAUGUGUGCGUGCCAUGUUCGACAACCCCUGCGACGACACCCGCAAGGCCUCUGCAAGGUAACUGCUCCCGGAAACACGUUGUAAAACUUUUGCUUCCGAAUGCACUCCAGCUUUCUAUUUAGAAAUUGGCCAAAUUCCUCGUUCGAACACAAGAUCAGCACGAUCUUCAUCACUUCAUGAAACGGCACAAAUGUAUAGCAGGACAACUUGCGGACACAACUCACGUGCUACACAGCACAAAACGCUGCUUUCCAAGGGAUGCGAACCUGCGCUCCUUGCUCCCACGGUGCACCAUACCGCGCUCAAAAUAGACGACGUCACGCACUGUUCCGAUGCACCUUGGCAGACGGCGAUAACCGCAUUCCACAAAACAACUUUUCAUCCUUUAAUGCGAUGGAAGCGAAAAUAGGGUACCGGUGCACACAACAUAAAUUUCCCCGUAAACGAAUACACUCACACACCCCUGUCUCGAGAGACUAAAGGCAGUAAGGGAACCGGAUGCAUCGGUGCAUAUUAAAUUUCACAAGUUUCCUCCCUCUAUACCUUUCUCUUUUGUAUGUGUGUGUGUCUUUAUGUGUGUAUUUGUAUGCCUGUGUGUGGGUAUGAGACUAGCACAACACACAUCGAUAGGAACAAAACGAGAGCUGUUGCAGUCGAAAACUCCGUAAUGGGGUGAAACACUUUUUGGCGCUUCACCGACGAGGCUGUUUAAUCGGAUAUGGCGGAAGCAAAUUACACUUUGUGGUGCAACUUCUAGAACCACUGGUACUAGAUAAUCCGAAAUACUCCAUCAACACUAUCUAGGCCAGUUUGAAAGCAGCACUGCACCUAGCUACAGUCGUCACACACUAUUCUAGCCAGCAAUUCUAAUAACCUCCAUGAACAAACGUUAUUACAUUGGCGUUGAAGCAAAGUUUAACAUCCAAAUGUCGAAAAAAAUAAGAGAAUAGGACGUUUGCUGAAAUUUAAACUAGGGACUGUUUUGCGAAAUCUAUCAUCGGUUUCGGUUUCUUAACCUAUCAAUGGAAAUUUUACUUGAAGCCUAAAUCUAAAAGAGUAAUAAUUAAAUUAAUUAUUCUUCGACAUUUUUGAUCCAAGGCUUUGUUUCCUGUUUUCAUGGUGUCCCUAAGUUAACGCAGAUAGAUGAUUAUUGUCAUACAAUAGAGUUACACUAAAACGUGCUAACAAUAGCUGUCACUCAUCAUCACUAGGCGAUGUCAAACAAAGAAGCAUUUAACAUUAUCGGCACAGCAGGCACAGCUGGUUGCAUUUAGAAGGAAAGUGUUGCUGAUAACAGAAGACGUUCUAAACACGGGAUAUGGGUAGGGGAAUUAUUGAUUAGGUACUUUUAUUAAAUUAUUCAUAAAUUAUUCACGUGCUAAAGACUUAACACCUCUUUAGAUAGAGAUUAACAAUUCUAAGGCAACAGUCAUUAUUGCAUAGCGUAUCCAUGCGUACGCUGUCGAUCAUCGUUGUGCUUUGUAUCAGAAUUGUCCUUGGGCUGCGUUCAUUGUCGGUACGGUCUGAUAUAAACCAAAGUAACAUCAUUGUACUCUCGGGAGUCAAAGUUAUUCUCUGCUUUGAUAUAUCUGCCUUGUUAAGAUAAUGCAUUGAACGGCAAUUAGUUGAACGUUUACCAACAACUUUAGCCCGUCUGAAAAACAACAUCAUUAACCUUCAUUUGACCAGAUCCCUUCCUAGGCGUAGAGCUCGAACUUGAAAGUACUGUCUUGUUGGCUUCUGCAUAAAAAGCAGUAAUAGAACAGAAAACUUUCCUUAAUACUUUGGGCUUCGGCGGACUCUUCCGUUUACAGACCAGUCAACGAGACGUAUAAACCUUUCUUUUUUUUCAUUACUGUUGACAUCCUUCAGUGGAUUCGUGUUUUUUUUUCUAGACGAAGCGGAAAUACUGAUCCACGAGGUAUAUGGUCAUCGUUCCAAAAAACAUCGAUUUCAUUAAUUUGUUUAUUCCAUUAUCUAGCAAAGAGACUACUCGGGUCAAGAUAUUUUUGUUCAAAGCGUCGAGUAAACCGCUUGUUAUUCUUAUCGAGAUUUCCAUUUCAAAACCUCGAAAACGCGUGGUACGUUAACAGUUUUUUUCAUUCAAUAUCCUGGGAUUUUAUUUUUCGCUGUUUUAUUAUUGAAUUAUAUAAUAAAGUGUAUCAACAAACUAUUCUUAAAGUUACAUAGCAAACUUUUCCUAUUCUUAGUAGAAACAUACUUCAAUGUCAUUUCAACUAUAUUUCAUCAAUCGAUUGCUACCAUCGCUAAGCUGAUCAACUGAGGUGGAUGAGCCGUUCGUUAUGGCAAAACAAACAGUUGGAUAUUCUUGCAUACGCCUAAUCGCAUCGAUCUGAUGGUGUUUGUCUAUGGAAAUGCACGAAUAGCAAUCACAAUUAUUAACACAAAUAGCACACACUUGACCGGUACUGGCUAGAACGAACAUUGGACUCCCACAAAACAAACCCUACCUUUUCAGCCUCAAGGUCAUCGAUUAUACCGUAAACUGAAAGACACUUGCUUCAUAACGAACGACACUGCGUAUGACACAUUAUUGAGGACGAAACACUGGUGUGCCGAUGGCAAAGAACGACGGGAAGGAAAUCAUUUAAUUGAAUCAAAUCAACUACCCUUCCCAAUCGCUCGCAAUGUCUGAUGGUCCCAGGAUUCUACAUUCGAUCCUAGCUGAUUACUUCCCAUCGGCAACAGACAUUGAAACUUUUCAACCGUCCAGCUUGUAUCAGAACAUGACCCAUCAGUCUACUUUGAACAAGUGCUAACAAACUAGAGAUAGCAAUAAAAAAAAUUAGAAUACUGCCAGCAUCUCUCUGGUCAACGAAUCGAGCCCGAUCAGUUGAAUAAACCUUCAUCGACUUGUUGGAGAGCUAACAUGGUUAUAGAACAUAAUCUACUAAGUAGUUUAUCAGUUUUGUUAUUUUCAGUGCAGCCAUUUGAUGUUCCCAGGUUCUCAGGUGGGGGGCUUAAAAGGAUUUCUCGCACCUACUCAGCUCGUUUAGUAUGCUAAUGCUACUGAGCUGUCCAAGUUUCCAAUGGUGAUAUUAGAAGAACAAACACGUUAUCGACGUUCAACAUUGACAUGGCCUGCACUUUCAGCAAAAGACGUGUCACUAAACCUUUCCGAAUAACUUAUCACACUCUCCAGAAAUUACUAAAGUUUUUCACAUCAAAAUAACGUCAGCCAUGGAGCGCUAGCCUCGCCGCACUUUAGGUUAAGCAAAACAAUUCGUUUAACACUUUUACUUACCGGAUACCAAAAUUAAUAAAACAGGAGAGGUCUAUCAUCCACGGGAGCCGCCUUUAAUUUAUCAAAGCCAUCGGUCAUGCACACUGAAUCAAACACUCACAAGUGUUGGCAAAAAAGUUUGCAAGCCACUAGUGCAUUAACAACAACCACUCAGGCACCUCAGCCGUCUCGGAUCACACUUCAUCUACGUCAGGAGAAACAAGCUUUUGGUAGAAGUCAAACUUUGAACCCGCAUAAACAGCGCACGAAGGACAGAGAAUUUCAAGUUUCAUCGUUCUUCGUGAGAUUUUUUGUUAUUCGUUUUGCUAUUCGUGCACGUCCUACCACCGACGGCUACGUUGAGGCCAGCAUAUGUAUCUGCCAACGGUGAAGCUGAAAAACAACAGGCAGGGCACAGCAAACAUAUGAUGCUGUGGAAGUUUGAAUAUUAAACAGAAAAACAUCAAAUUAAUUCAAUUUAGCACGUUGGAAGUUUUCAAUUAAAUUCAUUUACCCGCUGGGAUCUGUAGCACUACGAAACGGCGGUGAACUGAAAAUUGGCAAAGCAAGCCGAUCGACAGCAUGAUCAUGCAACAUGUGUUCUCUUGCAGGCAAUCAACUUUCAAACAUUCAAUUGAACAUCUUCAGAGCCUGUCGCUCGUAAGCCGGCAAAGUUUUAGGGGCACAUAAAAUCUGUUUGCCUUGCCUUCAGCGAAGAUAAUAAAACAUCCAUUUUACCCACCGCGAUUGCAAAUUCGCAAGCGCUCCAACUGCAUCUACUGCCUUUAUCAUAUCCGCAUCCGUACCAUACACACACUGAAGAGGAUGUAUUUCAACAGGCAAACAAACCACCUUGCAUGUCCUUCUUGGUGCGGGAUAUUUGUGGGUGCUCGCAAAAUACGUAUACCAGCAACGGAAUUCACUUGAAUUCAAAUCAAACUCAACGCAGCAUCCGCCGAUCUGGCACCGUUUGUCAAUACAAUCGGAAGUGAGGGCGCUUACGCCUCGCUGAUUUGAUUUUUCCUCCAUGAGUGCAAAUUCGUUUACUCGUUUGAUUUGUGUGCGGUUCUGUAUCCUACCGACACACAGCAAACUUUCACCAAUCUGCCUAGCUGAUAUCGACUGCAUUCUAUUAAGUAUUUCAGAAUCGUCAAAUCACAUUUUGGGGGAUAGGAAUAGAAUUCCAGCAGGAAAGCAGAACAUCGUUACCUGUGUUUUAAGUACAUACCAUUUUAAUAAUAUACCUAAGCCAAAAAGAACAAACUUAACGAAACGUUUCUCAUACCCACCUAUGAAAUAGAAACUGAUGGUCCUAGCGUAUGCGAUUUGUGCUAGAAUGAACUUUUAUUUGGCUUUGAAAAAAAUAAAACAAUAAAUAAAAAAACGUUGACGUAACGUCACUGAACAGAACUGAGCAAAAACUAACCGAUGCGAAAUGUCACGUAACGUAGAAAAUACCAAACCGGUUCUGGGUUUUCUAUUUAACAGCACAUGCAGCAGGCAAACAAUGCAUCGAUCAAAGGCAAAAUCCCACAUGCUUUCAGAGCGCUAGUUUUUAGAAGAUUGCAAAAGCUCCAAUACCAAAAUAUUGAACUGUCUUCACACCAUCAGAAUUAUAAUUACUCUGCAACAAUACUAAUGCCGCACAUAGUUUGAUGUUUUUCUUCUCUUGCAAUGUAGCAGUUUCCUUUCUACUUGGAGUGUGCGGUAGACGAGAAUUCACUGAGCCGUAGAUGCAUCUUUGGAAUCAUCACACGCUGCAAUUGUUAGACCCCUACCAGCUUAUCCCCGUACGUACUAUCACCGCACUACCGCACUCUGAAAAGCGUGACUCUUCGAAAGAGCGUACACAAAAGAACCACACGAGACUUUCACAAUAGAAUUUUCAUCUUCCCUGCGGUGCUAAUGGCGCCACCCUUAUUGCAACUAACGACAACAACGACACGACGUCGUUGCGAAGUAUCGUACGUCGACGUCAACUUGAAACGAAUUCUGAACAUGACUCCAAGACAGAAAGACGGGACAUGUGUUGCGUUUCGCAAGCUGCGUGAAAUAUUCCUUCCGGCUGUACAUGCUAUACAGACGGUACGCAAGUUUCAUCACGAUUUGCACUUGCUCGUCCUACCGUUCGAAUUUUGUUUAUCGUUAGGUUUUUGAGAAAUUACAAAAAUAUGUUCGA
Molecule: messenger RNA, 6868 nt
Organism: Anopheles arabiensis
Lineage: Eukaryota; Metazoa; Arthropoda; Insecta; Diptera; Culicidae
Exons: 7
Coding region: 99-878 (259 amino acids)
Biological process (GO): sensory perception of taste
Cellular component (GO): neuronal cell body; dendrite; membrane
Source: RefSeq, a predicted model, not a curated record